GCCAAAUUGCUGUAACUUAUUGGACUGGAUUCGCGAUGUCAGACGUGGACAAUAGCAAAAUGGCAGAAAAUAAGCCGGUGGUGCUGGUCGAGCUGCAUAACAAGGAUGACACAAUUAUUGUGGAAAAGUCAAUCGCCAAUCGUAUAGUGCUAGGAAAUGAAUUGAUCAAAAAUGAGCAUGUGUACUUUCCGGACACAGGUUCUGCGGCUUUGCGAAAGCUUAUUUUGUGGACGUGCUACCAUAAGAAUGAAACCCAACCAAGACCCGACGAGGAUCGCAGCGAUUGGUACCGCCUUUUUUUCGAUAUGGAUCUAGACGUUCUCAAUGAACUGGUGAAGGCUGCCGACGCUUUCGGCAUAAUAUCUCUGUCCGAGUAUAUCCAGCGCCAUGAUGCUCGUGAAUAA
Messenger RNA from Drosophila subobscura, 404 nucleotides. RefSeq names its product E3 ubiquitin ligase complex SCF subunit sconC-like. NCBI's taxonomy places the organism in Eukaryota, Metazoa, Arthropoda, Insecta, Diptera, Drosophilidae. Bases 36 to 404 code for a protein of 122 amino acids. Gene Ontology annotation, biological process: ubiquitin-dependent protein catabolic process. The transcript has 2 exons. The record is from RefSeq and is a predicted model, not a curated record.